Molecule: messenger RNA, 2202 nt
Organism: Athalia rosae (coleseed sawfly)
Lineage: Eukaryota; Metazoa; Arthropoda; Insecta; Hymenoptera; Athaliidae
Product: glutamate receptor ionotropic, delta-2-like
Exons: 10
Coding region: 18-1988 (656 amino acids)
Cellular component (GO): membrane
Molecular function (GO): ligand-gated monoatomic ion channel activity
Source: RefSeq, a predicted model, not a curated record
UUUUACCUACGGCAAACAUGUGGGCAAACAUUUAUUUGACGAUAUUACUGAGGAUACUUUCGACAAGUGCGGAAAUUCUUACUAUGAAAAAUCAUACCGAUAGAUCGGUUGUACACCGAUUUGCGAUUGAAGCAAUGAGGAAAAAUGGAAUCGCUUCGAACCCGUCAACGGUUGCCGCAUUUUUAUGUAUGGAAAAAGAUGAAACGGUGUUCUUUACAAGAAUCGCUUCGAAGAAUGACGUUUUAAUUAGCGUUAAAAAUCCACUCGAUGGAUCUAGUGGCGAGAUAUUCUUAAGAGAUAGACAUCGACAUCAGAGUUACUACUUGGUCGAUAUCAAUUGCCCAGGUGCUUUCGACGUCUUGCGACAGGCGGAUUCUAGCGGUAUGUUCAUUUCACCAGCAAAGUGGUUACUUCUGCAAGAUAUUGGCGACAAUAACGAUGUGGUGGAACGUCAGAAAGCAAACCAAACUUACGCCAUUAGUUACAGUUUCUUUGGAAAUCUGUCAUUAUUCCCCGACAGCGACGUUAUGAUCGGGCAGAGGAUUGCUCGCGAUCACGUCAAGCUGAUUUCGAUUUAUAAACCAAGUGCAGUUAGAGAUCUCGUCGUAGAGGAUCGCGGAUUUUGGAAAGAUGGACAGGGACUCUAUCUACGUCCCAUGCAAGUAUCCGCUAUCCGAAGAAAGGACUUGCAAUUGACUCCGCUCAAAUCAUGUCUAGUGAUGACGGAUCCAGAUACUAUCAACCAUUUGACCGACUAUCAAAAUAGGCACAUUGAUCCAAUAACUAAAGUAAAUUACCCCUGGAUCCUCUUUUUAAUAGAAAUGAUGAACGCCACAGUUAGCUUCAACGUAGUCGAAACCUGGGGCUAUCGUGAUGCGAACAACAGUUGGAACGGUAUGAUUGGCAUGUUGGAUCGAAAAGAGAUUGAUAUUGGUGGAACUGCCACGUUUUUCACAGCCGACAGAGUAGACGUCAUUGAAUACAUCUCCCUGUAUACGCCCACCAGACCGAAAUUCAUUUUUCGAAGACUACCCCUGUCUUACGUGAGCAACAUAUUUGUUCUGCCUUUUCGGCCAACGGUUUGGCUAGCGAGUGGAAUAUUCUUGAUUCUGGUAGCAGUGCUUCUUUACAUCGCUUGGAAAUGGGAAUGGCACACUAGUACGCCGGAAGAAAGGGAAGAGCCGUAUUGGGCCGGGAAUAUGAUCCGCGUAUCAUGGAGCGAUAAUAUUCUAAUAAUAAUCGGCGCAGUUUCUCAGCAAGGGUCUACGUUUGAACCACGUGGAGUAACCCCACGAAUUAUCAUCUUGAUGUUAUUUGUCGCCGUUGUCAGUCUCUAUACUUCUUACGCAGCUAACAUUGUUGCUCUUCUACAGUCUUCAACAGGAUCGAUCGACAAUCUAGAAAAGCUCUUGCACAGUUCUUUGAAGUUUGGUGUCCACGACACGGUUUAUAAUCGAUACUACUUUGCAUCGUUUCAAGAUCCGAUCCGCCGAGCUAUCUACCAACAGAAGGUUGCACCCCAAGGACAAAAGCCCGUUUGGAUGAGUAUAGAGGAUGGAACAGCUCAGCUGAGAAAAGGGCUGUUUGCGUUCCAUGCCGAAAGAGCACCGGUCUAUAAACUGGUCCAAGAGACAUUCCAGGAAGAUGAGAAGUGCGGAUUUCAGGAAAUCGAUUUUAUGCAUGUUCUCGAUCCUUUAUUAGCUAUUCAGAAGCGCUCUCCUUAUUUGGAAAUCAUAAAAAACGGGGCAUUGAAAAUUCACGAGAGUGGGCUGCAGACUCGACAUUUAACACGGCUGUAUACAAAAAAGCCGGUAUGUCAUCGGCACACAAGCUUUGUCAGUGUUGGUUUGAUUGACUGUUACGCGGCACUGGGUACCCUUGCCUGGGGAUCACUUGCUGCCGUUACAGUUCUCUUCAUAGAAAUUCUUUGGCACAAACGAAAGGCUAGAGUUCUCGACGAAAUCCAUGCCAUAUCUGUAGGAGACUGAGAUCACCAUUAUAAGCAAGCAAGAGAUAACGUGUCAUCUACUCAAUUGCAACAUUUAUUGCAACUGACACGAAUCUGGUUGCUCGGCAGAUAUCAUUAGUAGUAUUACUACAGUGGAAUUUUCGCAUAAAUUAUUGGAUGUAUUUUUGAAUACUUGAAGCUUAAAUGACAUUCUGUAUUGCAAUUAAUAAAUAACUUAGAACUGUGUAUAUACA